Prorocentrum cordatum is the source of this 327-nucleotide messenger RNA. The record is from the annotation of a GenBank genome assembly. NCBI's taxonomy places the organism in Eukaryota, Dinophyceae, Prorocentrales, Prorocentraceae.
AUGGUAGGCGGGGCUGCCACUCUGCGUACCGCAAAGGACGCGAGCCUCCACGGAAGCCCAAGGCCGCGCCCCCGAUGCGCGAGGCGGGCAGAGAAGGUGGCACCCUGGGCGGGGCCAGUGCCCUUCGGCCACUGUGGACUGCCCAGGGGGAAUAGAGAGAAAGAGAGAGAGAGAGAGAAGGCCAGUGCUCGACAGGAGAAAGAGGAGGGAGGGGAGGAGGAGGAGGUGAACUACUUCUGGGAAAGGCAGAGCGCGCACCCGACGGUGAUGCUCCACAACCAGGGCGAGACGGCGCUCAAACGUCGUCUGGUCGCUCAGGAGCGAUAA